This is a messenger RNA of Planococcus citri (citrus mealybug), 6855 nucleotides long. RefSeq names its product topoisomerase 3-alpha (gene Top3alpha). The transcript has 23 exons. The record is from RefSeq and is a predicted model, not a curated record. Gene Ontology annotation, cellular component: nucleus; chromosome. The coding region runs from base 3575 to 6535 and encodes 986 amino acids. Gene Ontology annotation, biological process: DNA topological change. NCBI's taxonomy places the organism in Eukaryota, Metazoa, Arthropoda, Insecta, Hemiptera, Pseudococcidae. Gene Ontology annotation, molecular function: zinc ion binding; DNA topoisomerase type I (single strand cut, ATP-independent) activity; DNA binding.
UUUAUUCGUUCUUGUAUUUUUUAUUUAAUUUUCAUUCGAUGUUUUGGGUCAACUAUAUGAUUUCUUCUCUAUUUCUCUCUGAUUAAUUAACAAACGCACGUUGUGCUCUUUUCAAUUGUUCGGUUUUCAUUUCGAAAUGAUCAGUUCUUUUUUUUUAGUAAUUUUUUUUUUUGUUCUUUAUAUAUACGAUGUGUAAAAACUAUGUACCAUUUAUUUGCUUUUAUAUACUUGUCUUAGAUGUAUGUUCGUUUUCAGAGGCUUGUUUUUAUUAAACAAUAUUAUGAUAAGAAAUUCGAUGUAUAUUUGUGAGGAUUCUAUUCCAUAGUAUAUUGCUGAUUGAAAUGGUAGAAACCACUCGAGUGGUCGAUUUCUUCCUAGCUAAACAAGAGUUGACCAAGUCUGUAAGGAGAAACCAUCGAAAUUCGAAUGUGAACUAAACAUUGUACACGAAUUAGCCGAGCUAUUGUAUUCGUCGAUUACGAACGAACGAAGACUAAAGUGUAAAAUAUCGGUCAAAUUUAGCUAUAAACAAUGCAUUGGAAAUCAACGUUAGACGUUAUUCGAUUGUGUAAAUGAAAUUAUGCCAUUAGUUGCUCGCAUAUUCACAUUCCAUUUGGCAAAGAAGUUUUCUCAUCUCAUCGAGCUACUCCAUCAGCUCUAAAAUCUACUAAUCGAUGAUUCGACGUUUUUCUGCUGAGUUGUCAUCGUUGAGAAAUUAGUUAUACUCGUAACGACGACUGGUUUUUUGUUUUUCUCUCAGAAUCAUCAUCCUGCCUUUGAGUUUUCUAUAUAUUUUCCUCGAUAAUUUAUUUAAACACACACAUAUACACACGUUGUUGAAAUUUCAAGCUGAUUAUGAAUUUUCUAUACGUUAGCUUCGGUUUUGUCUGUUUUUUUUUCUUUUUAUUUAUUAUUCUUGUAAAAUGUACGUUUGUAUAUUAUCGCAAUGAUGUGUUUUUUUCAUUGAGAUAGAAUACGUGUAGGAUAAUUGCACCUAUAUAGGGAGCUGUUUUAUUUGUUUUAACAAAAAAUUACCCUGUAAGAUAUAUUUUUGGAAGAUCAAUUUAUGAUGUAAUGCAAAAUAAAUUAUUCAAAAUUCGUACCUUAAUGUAAUUAAAAUAGGUUAAACAUUGAUUUUUUUUCGUACGAAUGGAUACGACUAGUACGAGUCAAGGGCAUCUUUGUGUAUUGGUGUUUCAUAAUCGAUGCUUAUAUAUGUAGUAUAAUCAGCUCAUCUUGAUAUUUUUUAAUUUUUUUCUUCUGUCUAUCGAUAUGGUUGUUUUGAAUAAUAAUUUCUAAUUCAAAAACAAGCGUGCUUUAAAUUUAAAAAAAAAAUUAAAAUACGUGUGAUUGAACGGUGUCUUUUGGCUGUUGAGAAUUUCGCGAUGAUGGAACAGCUAUAUAAUUUGCUCAUUGCGAAGUAUACUUUUUUGAACUUGGUUUUAAACUUUGACUAUAUAUACAUGGACUACUAUCUUCAUUGUUGCCGAUGAAGCCGAAGUAAUAGAGGUACUAGAUCGGGAGCAUCGGGAAUUUUCAUGCGCGCGCAGGAAUCCCACCCACCCUCGCACCUUCCAAUCACGGUGAACCACGGAGCGACGAACACCCUCCUACGUUCCAACAACCGCUACGCUCGUUGCAACGAAAUCUCGCGCAUGCUCAGAGCCCAUGUCCCGAUCUAGUACCUCUAUUGCUUUGGCUUCACGAUUCCCAUUCAACAACAAUAGGAGAUAGCAGUCCAUGUAUAUAUAGUCAAAGGUUUUAAAUAUCUGAUUGUAUUUCAUCGUCGAAUAAUCACAUCGUAUUUUGGAAUACACUUUUGAUGAAGUAGUCGUUGAAAUUUGACAAUUGACGUCGAUGUUCGAAUAGUUUUUAGUUUUUAUCUUUUGGGAAUUCGAGAUGUGAAAAAUUAUUAUAACCAACGAUGAACGAACACCAAAGAAUUACUAAUUAGUGAUUAGUUGCUCGUACUGUAGGCUAUUACUCAUCAUAAAAAUGAUAGUGAUUCAAAUUGUUCGAUGAAUGCAGCGCAGUUAGGCUAUAAACGAACAUACGUAUAGAUAGAUAAUACAGGAAGUCGUGUUCAGAUGAAAGCAAAAUCAUCAGUUUUGAUCUAAAAUUAAUUUAAACGAUUUGAAUAAUUCUUAUAUGUACGUAGUGUACAAAAGUACUUGAUGUUUCUAUAGUAAAAUUAUCGUAGUCGAGGUGUAUUUUUUUUUUUUUUUUUUUUUUUUUUAAUAUUAACGUUGCACUGUGAAAUUGACAUUGAUUUUUUUUUUUGUUGGAAAUUGUGUGGUUGAUUGUUGCGCCUAAUCAAUAAUUUAAUGCAUUUGUAUGAGGUCUAUUUCUCGAAUUGCUCUCAUAUGCCCUUUUUUUGGAGUCCGGUUGAGGUUCUUGUGAGGUGUAAAAAAAGACGUUGGAAUUGAAUUUGUACUGAUCAGUUUUGGAUCUGAAUUAGAACUCAAAUAUCAUAUCCUUCGAAGCCUCGUUGAAUUCAAAGUGAUCCUUGCUUGAUUCAAUCUCCUCAAAAAUAAAUUAAAAUGGUAUGGUUGAAACAUGUGAACCCCUUUGGCCCCUGCUUUGAGACUGAGUUUGAUUCGCUCGUGAUGGAAUGAAAUUCAAAAUCAAAAUAAGAAAUUGAAACCUGAUCAUGUGAAUUGUAAAGUGUGCUUAGGACGUGUAUGUUGUUCAUUGCUGAUUUGUAUUCGUCUUCUUGGUCCUUCAUUGAAAAUUGAAUUGGCCUCAUUUGCUUAACUACGGUUUGUAAAUUUGGAGGUGUGGGAAUAUAUCUUUCAAAAAUAACUCUAUAAUUUGAAAUAUGGCUCCAGAGAAACCAUCACCGCAUGCGCAUGUGUUCUGGAGACGAUCCGUAGGAUGUCAACAGCCCAUCCAGAGUUGUUUAUUCCAUUAGAACCAAGACCGAAUCGAGUAAAGUACUUGAAAUUAAGAAUAAGAAAUACUACAGAAUAUAAUAUCAUAUUGGAACGUAUGUACCAAAAUAUGAAUCAAAAGAAAUUAGAAAACAAGGUUGAUGUCAAGCUGAUUUUUUAAAACCCCUGUAAGAUAAUCUAACCAGAACAUUGGAUCGUUGUUUAAAUAUGUUUUGCUUAUUCCAAUGUGUUAUCAACGUUUCUUGCUGUUUUCAAGAUUGAAUGAAUUUGGAUAUUUUGAUACCUAAAGAUAAUAUGUUUGUAACAUUUCAUCGAGAUAUAAAAGAAAUCAAUAGUAUUAGAUGAGAAUUUUUAAAUCAUUCAAUUUAGUUACCGUACUCCGAUUCAUCGUUUCUUAUUGGAACAGUCGAGUUGUUUCCAAUUAUUCGAUUUUCAUUCAAAUUAAAUCAUUUUUUCGUUUAGUUUUUCGCCAUUUUACAAAUCAAAAUGUAUAAUCUUAAUACAGAUAAUAAUAAUGAAAGUACUAAUCACCAGUUUCAUAAUAUCAUCUACUCGUACAAUUCGUAGAAUUGAUUUUAAUGUUCUCGAUCACGAAUCUAAAUUCAAAUUGCGAGUUGAGCAUUGAAAAAUGACAAUAUUGGUAACAUACCGACGUGUAAAUCGUUUAAUCUCUUCGCGCAAAAAUGAUACUCAACUCGAUUCAUCGUACUCUAAUAAUGGUAUCCCUAAUAUCUCAACGUUUUCGCGCGUAUAGCCAGAACGCUGGGGUGUAUACCAUGAAAGUGCUAAAUGUAGCUGAAAAAAAUGACGCUGCCAAACACAUAGCCGGUCAUCUAUCAGGAGGCAACCCAUUCAAAAGAGAAGGUCGCUCGAAAUACAACAAAAUAUACGAAUUCAAUUACCAAUUAUUCGAUCAAAAUGUCAGAAUGGUAAUGACAUCAGUUUCCGGCCAUGUUCUCAACUACGAGUUUAUAGGAAAUUAUUCCAAAUGGACUGGUUGUUCACCCGAAGCGUUAUUCGAUGCUCCUGUAGUAAAACACUGCCCAGAAAACAGCAGAUUGGUUAAAGAAAAUUUAGAAAAAGAAGCUCGAACAUGCGAUGCUCUUGUUGUAUGGACUGAUUGCGAUAGAGAAGGAGAAAAUAUCGGUUUCGAGGUGAUUUCGAUUUGUACCAAAGUUAAACCUGGUAUACGAGUUUACAGAGCUAAAUUUUCAGAGAUUACUCGACAAUCGGUAAAAAGAGCUGUGGAGAAUUUAGAACGACCGAAUGAAAACUUGAACGCGGCGGUUGAGGUCAGAAGCGAGCUUGAUCUAAGAAUUGGUGCUGCAUUCACUCGAUUUCAAACGCUGAGAUUACAGAAAGUAUUCCCCGAAGUGUUAGCUAAUUGCUUGAUUAGUUACGGUAGCUGUCAAUUUCCCACGUUGGGUUUCGUCGUAGAAAGAUACAAAGCUGUGCAAAAUUUCAUACCGGAAACUUUCUGGAAGCUGAAGGUUACUCAUAAAAUCGAAGAUCUUACCGUAGAAUUUAAUUGGCAAAGAGUUCGUUUAUUUGAUAAACAGUUUUGCGAAAUAUUAUACGAAAGAUGUCGAGAAAAUCUGAUCGCUAAAGUUGAAAAUAUUUCUACUAAAACGAAGUAUAAAUACAGACCGGUUCCUUUGGAUACAAUUGAAUUGGAGAAAAUAGCUAGUCGUAAAUUGAAGCUGAGUGCCAAAGAAACGAUGCGUUUGGCCGAACGCUUAUAUACUCAGGGUUUUAUCAGUUAUCCCAGAACAGAAACGAAUAUUUUUCCUAAUAAUAUGAAUUUGAGAGGUUUAGUCGAAAUGCAACAAAAUGAUGCUAGAUGGGGAGGAUUCGUCCAGAAAGUAUUAAACGCUGGUGCUCGUCCGAGACAAGGGAAAAAAUCCGAUCAAGCCCAUCCUCCUAUUCAUCCCACAAAAUAUACAAAUGCGCUGACUGGUAACGAAGCUAGAUUGUACGAAUACAUCGUUCGGCACUUCCUCGCCUGUGUUUCUGAUAACGCUGUGGGAUUAGAAACCAUCGUAACUAUCGAUAUUAAUGACGAAAAGUUCCUAGCUAACGGUUUAAUCAUCCAAGAACGUAAUUACUUAGAAGUGUAUCCGUACGAGAAAUGGAACGCUAAAGAGAUCCAUAACUACGAGAAUAUCAAAACAUUCGAGCCUACGAGUUUCGAUAUGGUCGAAGGACAAACCUCCGCUCCUAAUCUAUUAACCGAAGCGGAUCUCAUUUCACUUAUGGAAAAGAAUGGCAUCGGUACCGAUGCUACUCACGCUGAACAUAUCGAAACCAUCAAGCAAAGGAUGUACGUCGGUAUUCAAGAUAGAAUUUACUUCGUACCCGGUGAAUUAGGCAUAGGGCUAGUCGAAGGAUACGAUAGUAUGGGUUUCGAAAUGUCCAAACCUCACUUGAGAGCUGAAUUGGAAGCUGAUUUGAAAAAAAUUGGCGAAGGUACUAAAGAUCCGAAACAAGUUCUGGCGUCGCAAAUUCAAAAAUAUCGAGAAGUUUUCGUGAAAUCCGUCGAACAAGCAAAUAAAUUAGAUUCGGCGUUGAAUAAAUAUUUACAAACUCAAGCGAACCACGUAGAUAAUAAUUUCGAUUCGAUAGUCGGAGAGUUACCAAAACAAGUAAUGAAAUGCCCGAAAUGCGGAUUACAAAUGGUACUGAAACAUAGACCAGAAAGUACGAGUUUUGUGUCUUGUAACGGAUUUCCUCAAUGCCGAAAUGCCAUCUGGUUACCGAGUAAAGUACAAAAAGUAGAAAUUACUGAGAAUAGUUGUACUCAGUGUGGUCCUGAAGUGAAAUUGUUGAAAUUCCAUUUCCGGCCUGGUUCUAUGGCUCCGUAUUAUCCGAAUGUCCAUGUAGGCUGUGUAGCUGGCUGUGAUCAACAGUUAUUAGAAUUAUUAGAGAUCAGAUCUCCUCGCCAAGCCGGUGGUGAUGCUCCUACUGGUGGUGCUGCAAACCCUCCUGUUCAACGUCAACAGCCACAGCAGCCAAGAAACAAUUAUCAAUCGUUCAAUUCGCACAAUGACACUGGGUAUUCUUCUGGUGGAUCUAAUACUCAAUUUUCAUCGAACCGAGCUAGACCUAGUAAUAAUAUCGCUUCUGGUGGAUCUAAUACUCAAUUUUCAUCGAACCGAGCUAGACCUAGUAAUAAUAUGGAUACAAGACCGAUCGGUGUCGACCCCAUGACCUUCCUCACAUUUGACGACGAUGUCCAUUGCAAUUGCAACGAAGCUGCUAGAAAACUGACAGUUAUGAAAGAAAGUGUCAACAAAGGUCGUGAAUUUUACGUAUGUCCGAGAGCACAGACUGAUCCAGGCCGUUGUAAUUUCUUCCAAUGGGCUAACGCACCCCCCGCCGGUAAUAAUCCUCAGAAUCAAAAUUUCGGUCGGCAGAAUCAAGGUGGCGGUAAUAAUUGGCCCAGCGGAUCAAAUUAUCAACGUAACAAUGGACCUGGUGGUUCGGGUUAUCAGCGUAAUGAUGGAAACCAACCGAGAAAUAGCUUCAGAGGUAGAAAACAGAAUUUCAAUUCUGCUAAUGCUGGUACUGCUGGUCCUAGAAAAUGUGGAAUAUGUCGACAACCAGGACAUACUCGAAAAAAUUGCCCUAAUAAUCAAGAAGAUUAAUUUACAUCGCUGCGAUCAACUACUUGAUUCAUUCUUAUUGUGAUGUCUUAUGUUAAGAAUUUACGUUAUAUUAAAUAUGUAUGUAGGUUUCUCAAAUUUUGUGAUUUACGUGUACAAUUUUUUCUGGUAAAUUUAAUUUAUUGCUAUAAACAUUAAUACAAAUGACUGUGUUAAUUUUUGUAAUUUUUUUACCGUUAUUUAAUUAUUUAAAACUCGAUGGUUUUUACGUUUUUCGUAAUUUUAAUUUAUUUGUUCGCCGUUUACGAAUUUUAUUGUAAAGAUUUUUGUUAACGAAUGUAUUUAUUAUACAUUAUUUCGUA